Cynocephalus volans (Philippine flying lemur) is the source of this 441-nucleotide messenger RNA. Its product is annotated as V-type proton ATPase 16 kDa proteolipid subunit c-like. The transcript has a single exon. Gene Ontology annotation, cellular component: membrane; proton-transporting V-type ATPase, V0 domain. NCBI's taxonomy places the organism in Eukaryota, Metazoa, Chordata, Mammalia, Dermoptera, Cynocephalidae. Gene Ontology annotation, biological process: proton transmembrane transport. Gene Ontology annotation, molecular function: proton-transporting ATPase activity, rotational mechanism. The record is from RefSeq and is a predicted model, not a curated record. The coding region runs from base 1 to 441 and encodes 146 amino acids.
AUGUCCAAGAGAAGGACCAACUGCAAAUAUGGUUUGUUCUUCAUCAUGGGCACCUCGGCUGCCAUGGUCUUCAGCACCUUGAGUUCCACCUAUGGCACAGCCAAUAGAGGCACUGGUAUUGUGGCCAUGUCCGCCAUGCUGCCAGAGCUGAUCAUGAAGUCCAUCAUGCCUAUGGUCAUGGCUAGUAUUAUCGCCAUCUCCGGCCUGGCGAUGGCAGUCCUCAUUGUGAACUCUCUGAAUGACAGCACCAGCCUCUACAAGAGUUUGCUCCAAUUGGGCGCUGGCCUGAGUGUGGGCCUGAGUGGCCUGGCAGCCGGCUUUGCUAUCCGCACUGCUGGGUGUGCUGGUGUGCAGGGCACUUCCCAGCAGCCCCAGCUGUUUGUGGGCAUGAUCCUGAUCCUCAUCUUCAGCCAUAGUGCUUGGCCUCUACACUCUCAUUGA